This is a messenger RNA of Racocetra persica, 142 nucleotides long. Lineage: Eukaryota; Fungi; Glomeromycota; Glomeromycetes; Diversisporales; Gigasporaceae. The record is from the annotation of a GenBank genome assembly.
AUGAAGAAUAACAAAUACUGGGAAAAGAGACAAGAAAUAAGUCCAGAAGCAAAUAUUUGGAACUGUGAAUUUGUCAAGAGUAUAAGGGCUGCAAAUCUCAUAAAUAAAAUAUUAAAAGAAUCAUCUACCAUUUAUUAUAAAG